AACAAGAGAGUGAGGCUACAGCGUAGCUCGAGCAGCGUCCAGCUACCGGCGUACCCGGCCUCCCUGUUCAAGUCGAGGACGUCGUCGACGUUGCUGCUGAAUCGUUGCCUGAGCAACGGCACCACCGGCUGCCGGAGCAGCUCCCUCACCGAGGAGUCGUCCUUCGAGGGCGCGGCUGACUGGAAGAACGAGGACCGGUGCAUGGAUUACGGGACGCCCCCGCCCAUCGAGGAGCCCCAGUGCUACUCCAUGUGCCUCACCGAGAGCUCCACCUCGGACGAGAACAACUGCCCCGUCCAAGUCAGCAGGGAACUCCUCGGCUCCCUCCUGGUCGAGCACGCCCGUACCUUGGGCUGCCGGCUGCACGUCCUCGAGGACCUCGAGCACGGCAAACUCGAUGCUGGUCCCUCGAGUGCCCGGGACUACCUGGCCGGCUGCAAAAAGCCCCACGAGCUGAACGCGUUGCUGUUGUACGCGAGUUAUUUGGGCAAGGCCGAGGUGCUGCCGGUACUGGUUGCCCAGGGCGCCGAUCCCCUCUACGUGGAGCCCGAGCUGGGCGUCACGGCCCUCCACCUCUGCGCGUUUGCCAAUUGCCUGGCCGGGGUGCGCUACCUCCUCGAGGCGGUCGGGGGCGUGGCCGCCCUGUCGAAAAAGGCCCACACGGCUUACCAUUACGCGGCGUUUGGGGACGCCGUGGACGUGGCCGGUCACUUUGCUCGGCUCGGCUGGAGCCAGGAAUCGCCCCUCGGCGAGGAGACGGUGCUGCACGCGGCGGCGCGCAACGGCUCGGGCAGGGUGCUCGGCCUCCUCGCCCCGUCCAGUCCGCACCUCAACGCCCUGGACGGCACUGGUUUCGCCGCCAUACACUACGCCGCCGAGCGCGACGACGUCGAGGGACUGCGGGCGCUCCUCAAGGCUGGCUGCCUCGUCGACAUGUUUACCCGCAGGGGCGAGACGGCCUUGCAGUUGACGGCCGAGGCCGGCUACCCCGAGAGCUUGAAGGUGCUGCUGGAGUCGGGGGCGAAUCCAGGCUUGAGGAACCGCCGGGGCCAGACAGCCCUGCACCUGGCGGCGCGCACCCACUCGGUCGAGUGCGUGGUGAGUCUGUUGAAUCACGGGGGCAGCGACCCGAACUCCCAGGACAACGACGGCCGGACGCCGCUGCACGUGGCGUUGGGCCGGUCGAUGCUGUCGUACGACGUGGCCGAGGAACUGGUGGGCCGCAAGGCCGACGUCAACAGGGCGGACAAGUACGGGUACACGCCCUUGCACGUGGCCGCCCUCAACGAGAUGUCCUCGUGCGUCGACCUCCUGAUCCAGCAGGGGGCCGAUCUGAGCGCCCGCACCAAGGGUGGGACGAGUGCCCUGUCCAUCAUAUUGCGCAAGACACCCUCGUCGCUCGACUGCUUCGAGCGCCGGCUCGACGCUUCCCUCGGGCUGCACCACCACGGCUCGGCCACCGGCGAGGUGGAGCUCAGACUGGACUUUCAUCCCCUGCUGCAGCACCAGCAGCAAGGCGAGAUCGGCUACCUCGGCACCUUCGUCAAGGAGGGCUACAAGGAGAUACUCGAGCACCCGCUCUGCCAGUCCUUCCUCCACCUCAAGUGGCAAAAGAUACGCAAGUACUACGUCGGCCGGCUGUUGUUCUACCUGUUGUACGUGCUCGUGCUGACCGGCUGGGUGAUAACGGCCCUCGCGCACAACUGUUACAACGAGUCGCACGGCCAGCUCGACAAUCUCAGCCGGCCCCUUUGCGCCAACUCGAGUGGCCUGAACGGCUUCCUCUACCGCAAUCCCUUCGUCCUCGAGGUCGAGUGGUACGUCCUCCUUAUGCUGACGGUCCUCGAGGCGUCGCGCAAACUCGUCGGCGUCCUCACCUACUCGAGCGUCCGGCAAUUUUGCACCCAAGCGGAAAAUUUGGUCGAGUGGUGCGUCAUUGUGAGCGUCUUUGCCACCUCGUUCGUCUUCACGGGACGCACCUACGCCCCCUGGCAGAGCCACGUUGGAGCCUUCGCGGUACUGUGCGGCUGGAGCAACCUCAUGCUCAUGAUUGGCCAACUGCCCAUGUUCGGCGCCUACGUCGCCAUGUUCACGAGCGUCCAGGCCCAAGUGUUCAAGCUCCUGCUGGCCUACGCGUGUCUCCUGGUUGGCUUCACCGCGAGCUUCUGCGUCAUAUUCCCCCGCUCCAAGUCCUUCAGCAGUCCCCACACGGGACUCAUCAAGGUACUGGUGAUGAUGACGGGCGAGCUCGACUUUGAGGAGCUCUUCUUCCCGGGUGGCGAGGAGGGCGGUCGGCCGGUCGAUGUUGGCGGUACCUCGUGGAUCCUCCUCCAAGUGUCGGCCCAGCUGUCUUUCGUGCUGUUCCUGCUGUUCGUGACGAUAGUCCUCAUGAACUUGCUCGUGGGCAUCGCCGUCCACGACAUAAAGGGCCUCCAGAAGACCGCCGGCCUGGCCAAGCUCGUGCGCCAAACCAAACUGAUCUGCGACCUCGAGGCGGCCCUAUUUCUCGGGCUGCUGCCCCAGUGCCUCAUGAGGGUCCUCCGCUGGACGGCUCUGGUGCUGCCGUCGCCCCUCAAGGCCGUGCUCACGGUCAGGCCGCUCAACCCCAGGGAGAAGCGACUGCCCCGGGACGUGUUGGCCUGCGCGUACAAGGUGGCCAGGGAACGAAAGUCCAUAGUCGGCGGUGGCAGCAGCUUCCUCUACUCGACCGUGUCGAGCAAACGCAGCGGGAACUCGGUGUACGGGUACUCGAGGUUCGACGGCAACUCGUCCAUCAGGCGGAAGGCCACCGUGGACGAGAUCGCCGCUCUGGACGAGGCGGCCAAGCUAAGGGACGAGGUCGCCGAGCUCAGGAGGAUCUGCGAGAACAACAACCAGCUCGUGGCGGAGCUCGUCGAUACUUUGGCGGUGGACAAGCGCGUCGGACGGGAUCUCAAGAAGGACGCCUAGGGCUUCCAUCCACUUUUUUUUUUUUUUUUUUUUUUUUUUUUUUCUUUCCCUUCCUCUGUACAGUGUAAAUAUUUGAUUUUAUCCAUGUAAAAUACUCAGAUCUCAAUCGAUGACACAUCAAUCUACAAAUCAUCACGAAAACAGUACACGAAUAACGUGGCUUUUAUCAACACCGAAUUAUCUUGCGAGCUUUUCUUUGGCUUUAGUGCUUUUUUUUCCCAAGACACGCAGGUAUUAUUACAUACACUUUUCCGCUUUGCACAGAUUUCCAGGUAACACUAUGUUAUAACGAGUAAGUAUACAUAUAUUUUUAAGAGGAUUCACGGUGAAAUUUCAGUAACUUUUCGAUGGUUGGAAAAAAAAAAUUGUAUUUUUUGUAAGAAAUUACAUUUGUAAGGCCCACUCUGUUGAUAAAUAAAGGUUUUUGUAUACGUACACACAUUGUAAAAUGCAUGGGACCUGAAUGAUGAUUUAGUAAAAUGUCAUUGUACACGAAAUAAAACGCAUAUAUUUUUA
This is a messenger RNA of Copidosoma floridanum, 3465 nucleotides long. RefSeq lists its product as uncharacterized. Gene Ontology annotation, molecular function: monoatomic ion channel activity; protein binding. Gene Ontology annotation, biological process: monoatomic ion transmembrane transport. The record is from RefSeq and is a predicted model, not a curated record. Gene Ontology annotation, cellular component: membrane; transmembrane transporter complex. Lineage: Eukaryota; Metazoa; Arthropoda; Insecta; Hymenoptera; Encyrtidae.